ACUCCAAAGGUGUAAUGUAGGAAAGAGAAAGCAGAUUUUCAUUUUUACACCAAUUGUACUUUUAAACCAUAUCGGUUCAAUGGGUUAACCGACCCGAUCGAACAAUUGACCAAAUCAGAUACUUGCUUCAUAUCGCUAAAACCCUAGACCCUGUUCUCUCGUGUUGUCAUAUUUUCCAAGUUUUGAGCUUCUGUUAACAAGUUUUUGAAUUCACUAUCUCCUUCAAAGAAAAUUUUUCUCCCAAAUGGCUUCAACUUGCAACAGAUUCAUUAGUAGAUCAUCAUCUUCCAUCAAAUCCGCCUUUAGACCUAACGGUUUCAAAUCCCCAUUCUCCAGAUCCGCCGCUGCUCCCUCCUCCACUCGAUCACCUCUCCCCUCCCAAUCCACUUCUCCUCUUCGCCGUUUCUCUUUCUCCAGGUGUCCGUCGGAGCUGGGAUGUGCGCAGUCACUGUUGCCACUGCACAGUGCUGUGGCGGCGGCGAGGUUGAGUUCAUGCCUAAGCACAACAUCGAAGAGUUGCCGGGCUCUUUCUCAGGACACAAAUAUUGUAGGAAAAUAUCAAGAUGCAAGCUUUCAUGAAUUGAAAGGCACAUAAGUUCAAUAUGCUUGAAAGAAAUAAAGUGGGAAUUUACAGUGACCGGUCCAUCUUCAUUCUCAAAGUUUGGUCUAUCAGUUCCGAGGUGACUUGUUAGAGACAUGAUUAUGAGGAGUGUUCAAAUGACUGAAGCAGCAAGGACUUGCAGAUUUUUUAUUUGAAAAAAGUUGUCAUUUCUAACAGCAAUGAAGCUGAUAUCAAUUCUUACAAGUGAGCGAAUCAAUCAAUUGUGCUGAUCAAAAUGUCCGAGUCCAAGGGCAGGUCUGAGAAAUUAUAACAUUGCUAAUAGAUUAUUUGCUCAAUGCUUCUUUUGUUGGAAGACAAAAGCCCAAUCAUUUUUGACCCAGGCAAAGCCCAAACUUGAACCAUAACAAAAAUGUGAUAACAGUUCUCAUAAACAAAUUCAAAACUACUUUUGAAGAAAAAACCGACAAUUCUUUGUCACAACGGUCAUUAACGGCCCCUUUUUCUUUCCUUGAUAUAAAACCGAACAUGUUAAACAACAUAUUAUCGGUUUCGAUUUGCACUCUCCCUUAAUUCUCAAGCACCUACGCCUGCCUCUCAUAGGUGCUAGAGGCCCUCCCCUACACUCCACACUGCUACAGCGCUUCCACUAACGUGCCACCACCAAGGCUAAGUUCUCCAAAGGACAAAGUUCAGUGUUUUCCUCAACAAAAUUGAGAUUUUAUAAUAGCAAUAACAAUAACACUUUUUUCGGGCAUAGCAGGUCCAUUUUCCAUUGUUCCCUUAAGCAAUACUUAUGACACCCUGUACACGGAGGACAUCUUGGAUUUCCUGGAAGUUCAGAAUCCUACUCGAGGACUUGAACACUGAGGAAAUACCCUUUCUAAACCCCUCUUCAAUGCCUCGGUCCAGUGAGCAUAUUGGUGAUACUAUUGAUCCUUUGGAGGAUCCUGUCAUUAGGGAUUUCUGCAAUAAGCCUACUGCAGAGGAUUCUCAAGCGGGUACUUUAAGGGUUUCUGGGAAAAUGAACAAUCAAAGAGAAACAAAUUUGGGAACAUAAAGUUUAAAAUAAUGUGAAUUCAAUGCCACUUUCAGUUCGGCCAAGUGAACCAGUCCCAUUUGUUUGCAGCUGUUGCCAAAUACCGAGAGAAAUCAUUCAUACUAAUGGCAUUGAUCAAGUUAUGAAACUUGAGAUUCAUGGAAGACUUGGAAUGAUCUGUCAUGCUAUUCUUAAUGAUCAAACGGAUAGUACUAAUGCAGUUACUCCAGGCCAUCAGUAUCAAAUGUUCGAGUAAGAUUCAUAUUAUUAUUUCUUCACUUUCUUCUUUUUCUUCUCCAAUUAUUUGAUCAUAACUUGGUUACAAUCUUGAGUACUAAAUUGCAAUACCUCAUUUCGGUACACCUUCAAUAGUUUCUGCAAAAACAGCAUUGAGGACGUGAGGCAGUGUCUGACUCAAUAUUGCAUGGAUAGAAGCCAAGCCGGAUGUAUCAUGAUUAAGGAUCCACUCUCAAUUUCUAUGAAGCCUUUAUGCGUGGGGUUUGCCUGGGAUGAAAAUUUGUAUAAUGGCGACUUCAACCAACCAUUAUCCUCAGAUUCAGCUAAAUUUCUCCCAUUUUGGCACCUCUGUUUUUGUCAUAUUCAACAGUUUGAUGGAACUGUAUAAUUUUGGUGCAGGGGCAUUUCAGAUGGAUCAAGCAGGGAACAGUAAUAACCAAGAGAAACCUCCUAAGCCCUCACUGGCAAUACAAGUUGUGGCUACUGUCUUAAAUCCUAAAAAUAAAGGAUCCCGUAGUCGUAUAUCAGUAAAAUUUUCCUUUUGGUCUUUGGCAGAAGUAUUUUAAUAGUUUUAGUAAAUUACUCUAGCCACCAUAACUGACUUGGUUAUAUCCUAAUUGGGAUGUCAUGAUGCAGAGAGAGAGAAUAAGAAAGCUGAUGUUAAGGAUAAAUAU
Messenger RNA from Durio zibethinus, 2509 nucleotides. The record is from RefSeq and is a predicted model, not a curated record. NCBI's taxonomy places the organism in Eukaryota, Viridiplantae, Streptophyta, Magnoliopsida, Malvales, Malvaceae.